Messenger RNA from Neodiprion fabricii, 9038 nucleotides. RefSeq names its product signal-induced proliferation-associated 1-like protein 1. Gene Ontology annotation, molecular function: GTPase activator activity; protein binding. Lineage: Eukaryota; Metazoa; Arthropoda; Insecta; Hymenoptera; Diprionidae. Gene Ontology annotation, cellular component: cytoplasm. The coding region runs from base 2228 to 7063 and encodes 1611 amino acids. The record is from RefSeq and is a predicted model, not a curated record. Gene Ontology annotation, biological process: regulation of small GTPase mediated signal transduction; activation of GTPase activity. The transcript is spliced from 15 exons.
ACUGCCGGACGAAGGAGCAGCAGUCAGGAGCUGUUUAGUUGUGGUUGCGAAGCCGGCGGUGCGUGCGUCGUGUCGUGGAGCGUAUUUGAUUUUCCCGAAUAACGGAGCGUGGACAUUAUUCAGCGAAUAGUAAAAUCAACCGAUUUUGAUCGUCGAUUUUAAAAUCGCUUCGAUCCGUGCGCUCGCUUACCCCUGUGCAGUUAUAAGAGUUUGGACAGUGGUGAUAAGUCGCGCCUCUCGCGUGGUUUGACUUGUUCGAAUAUAUAUAUAUAUAUAUACACACAGUGUGACAUAGUUUGAGAAGGCGGCGAAAACCGACCGAAACUACGUUGACACGCCGAUCAGUGAAGCGCGGCUGGUGAAACAGACGCGCGCACACACAUUCGUAUCUCGAAUCCGGGAUACCGCGAUUCCCGCUUUACCUUUGGCGGGAAAUUUGAAAACUGCGAAACAAAAGUACAACGCCGUUGCGUCGCUACCGUCGUUUAAACUACCGCCGAAACUUUUUUCCAGCGGUUUUAGGUGUUAUGUGUGGAAUUGUGCGUUGUGGAAACUAGUUCCGUGGAAACUGGCUUGAAGCACGAGUCUCGAUGACGUGAAAUACGCACGCGGGAUUUUAAUCGACGGUCUGUUGUUUUUCUUAUUAUUCUUGUGGUUUUCCAUUAUAAUCAACCGUGUGCUGCGUCGGAGCGAAAACAAUCCCUCGUUUUAUAUCUUUUAAACAAUCUAUAAAGUCGGUGGGGAAAAACAACCUGUUACGGUGGUGCACUAAGCUCUGCAUAUUUACUGUAUCUUUGUCGUAACUGUAGGAAGAAUAACAACGCGAAAUCACGUGAAUAACAAAAGCAAACGACGUUUGCGCGCGAAAAAUAAAUAUAGUGCUUUUUCUCUUGGUUUUUUUUUUUUUUUUUUUAUUGUUUUCUUUUGUUUUCGUGCGUGCUUGUGUGUCUCUUGUUGUUGAGAGUGAAUUUACCUAUUUACCUAGGUAUAACACAGGUACAGUCGCAUUUGGGCGUGGUAACGGUGCCCGUAUUACACGGUUAAAUAUUGUUGUUGUCGUUGUCGUUGUUGUUGUUGUUUUUGUGAACCCCGAGACCGAAAGCCGCUAUAUUGGAGAGAAAAAAGGAGCACGGUGUGCCGCUGUUCUGUGUGCCGCGGCAGAGACGCUCAUCGCAGCAAGAAAACCAGCGUGGAAUUAUCGCAGCUGUUUCGGUGCAUAGAAGAGCGGAGCUGAGGUUCUAACCACGCAUUAAAGGGACAGAAGGCAGUGAUUCGUUGGGUAGGCAGCAACGUGACUGCAGGUUUCAUCCUGAGAUAAUGAGGCGUGCCCGCGGCUCUGGUUCUUUUUCCUUCUCUGGGACCUUCUGACCAUACCGCUUUCCUCGUUCUUGGAAUUGGAAUGCGAUGAAACUACGCAGUAACUAUGCGAGGAUCGACAUUGUUGUGUCGUCCUUCAUCCGGUCUUUGGACCGGGUUACGUGCUGCAGGGAAUAGAAGAUAAAAGUUUCUAUACGCGACCAUCGAGGAACAGCUAUGGAUGGCAUUCGCGCAAUGUUCAGUCCCCGAGCUCUGCCGCCCAACUUGGUGUUCGUUUGAAAUUUGGUCCCGGCUACAUUCCAAAUGAAUACCACACCGAGACACUUGAGAUUUCCCAGUUUCCAUCCUUAUUCGAUUAGCCGGGUUGAUACCGCUGAUGCGGUACGUUGCGACUCUCAGGAAACACGUUCAAUUCAUUUGUCUUCCAAACGACGUUUAAUAGGGUGAUAUUAAUUGCAACCCAGGCUCUACUUUGCCGUUCUACAUGCAUGUAGUUAUGAUGGACGGUUACGCCUGGAAAUUUAGGUCAUGCUUAAACCAUGUAGAGGCAUUGACAUUUAACUCCUGAGUGAGAGAUCUCAGAAUACAAAUAUCAGGAGAUCAUUUUGUAACACCAAGUUUGAUUGCCUAGCUUAUUCUUUAUGAUUUCUUUGGGUGUGCAAUUAAAAUCGAAUUAUUAUCGAAAUGCAGUAAAGAAAUUAUAGGGCAGAAAUUCUUGCUUCAAUAUCGACGGAGAAUUGUGUAAUUCAGUUUUUGUUUCACCAUUUCUGGUACGCACCAUCGCAAUAUACGAUUGAGUUUGUAAAAAUCAAUUCCAAACACUGCUCGAAAGGAAAAAGAGUAACUGUGUUAUUGGUACCGGAAAUUUUAUACCAGAAUUUGUUGUGCUUAUAAUUGUUUGAAUAUUAUCAUGAGUUUUUUUUCCCCUCGUAUGGAACUUCUGGAAACAGUGGUCGUUUUUAUGGGUCAACUGAAAGCGACAGAUAGCAGCUACCCUACCCCCAUCAAUUACGAGAAGCUAGCUACUGCAGCAACAGCUCACACCCAUCCUGAGCGAUCAAUGAAUGAUGAGAUGAUCGCGAGUCUUCCAGUAAACAGCGGCGGUGGCGGCGGUGGAGGCGGUGGCAGUAACGGGGGACCGGGGAGCCGUGUGGGACGCAGUCUAGCACUUCAUCGUUCGAAUUCCAGUCUCGAGCUGCCCCACAGUCCGGACCCAGCUUCUCGUGUUCCCGACACUCCUCUUCGCCGAGAGUAUGGCUCCCACGGGAGCAUCGAUGUCGUAGCGCAGUCGGUACCAGUUGGAGAAAAUUUCUUCGCUGCAAUGCUCCAGGACUUUCGUUCCCCGGAUCAGCGAAGCCCAAGUUCGAACGCGGAGCUUCUCCGUCGGCUGCAGGAUGGCCAGUCGCCGGACACGGACGAGGUCUGCGGGCCGACCGGCUCCAGUCCGAAGUUGCGACUGAAACUGAAUCGCUUCUGGAGCGGAAAACCUCCACGCGGCGUCGACCAGGAACAAUGCCAGAACCCGGCUAGUCCUUCGGUGUCCGCCGACGUCGAGGAGAGACACAGAAGACGCGCUUUCGCCCAUUACGAUUGCCAAUCUCUCACCGCUAAUCUUGGCUAUGCCGCCAAACUCAGGGGCAUCCUUUUGGCCAGGAGGCGAAACACAGCCACCGGAGCCUCUGCUGCCAGUUCGCUCCGAGCGUCAACCCCUGACGAAGCUCCAGAGGAUGACAUCGGCGAUGGGAAAGGCAACGAGCUUUUGGAGUCCUGUCCGUUCUUCCGGAAUGAAACGGGCGGUGAGGGUGAGCGAGAAGUCGGCUUGACUCGCUGCACGAUGGCGAACGGAAUUCAUCGACCGCCGUUAGCCUACGGAGUAUCCGUUCUGGAACCACCGCCGGGUGAAACUCUGUGGAAACACACUUGCCCUCUUCAGAGAAGACCGUUGCCGAUCGAAAGCGUCGACGAUGGAGCUCACUAUUACCGGCGAUACUUUUUGGGUCGGGAACACCAGAACUGGUUCGGCAUGGAUGAGCAGCUUGGGCCGGUCGCCAUAAGCAUUCGAAAGGAUUCGAAUCAGUACCGAAUAAUAGUUCGAACAUCCGAGCUACUGACUCUUCGCGGAACAGUUCCCGAGGAGGCUUUGGGAAUAAGACCGCAAGGUAGAUCGCCGAUGAGAGAAAUCCUCGAGUUGGUCGCUCCGGAGGUCCAGCUUGGAUGUCUUAAGCUGGGAACACCCGCGGCCGAGGAAGCUGUCGCAAGAUUGGACGAGCAGGGACUUUCCAACAAGUACAAAGUCGGCGUUCUUUACUGUAGAUCCGGUCAAAGGACUGAGGAAGAAAUGUACAAUAAUCAACAUGCUGGACCAGCAUUCUUAGAAUUUUUAGAUACUAUGGGCCAAAGAAUAAGACUGCGCGGUUUUGAAGGUUACAAAGCAGGCUUGGAUACCAAAACAGACUCGACCGGCACUCAUGCUGUCGCUGCGAGCCACAGAGGUGUGGAAGUUACGUUUCACGUAUCUACCAUGCUUCCUUUCACACCUAACAACAGACAACAAUUGCUGAGGAAAAGACACAUCGGAAAUGAUAUUGUCACCAUAGUCUUCCAGGAACCAGGAGCGCUCCCAUUCAGUCCUCGCAGAAUACGAUCUCAGUUUCAACACGUGUUCAUCAUUGUAAGAGCGAUUAAUCCAUGCUCGGAAAAUACACAGUACGCCGUUGCUGUUUCGAGAAGUAAGGAAGUCCCCAUAUUUGGGCCACCCAUUCAAGCAGGCGCUACUUUUAGCAAAGGAAAAGGUUUUGCUGAUUUUAUCCUUGCGAAAGUAAUAAAUGCCGAAAACGCUGCGCACAGAUCUGAAAAGUUUGCAACAAUGGCUACCAGAACGAGGCAAGAGUACCUCAAAGAUUUGGCUACAAAUUACUCAUCUACCACUGUUGUUGAUACCGGACAAAAAUUUUCUAUGCUCUCGUUCAGCAGUAAAAAGAAGGUACCAAUUCGUCCUCGCCUGUCGUGCGACGCGACACAGCGAGGAGGUAUAUGCUGGCAAGUGAUUUUAGAAGACAGCAAUCAAAACACAGACUGUUACCUAGGAAUAAGUGUAGACACAAUAGUUUUGAUCGAAGAACAUUCACGACAAGUUGUAUUUGUAGCUGCUUGCGUCAGCAUCCUUGGUUGGCAUGCCCAGACGAACAGCCUGAGGCUUUACUAUCACCAAGGUGAAUGCGUGACGAUUCACGUUCGUGGUGACUAUGGAGAAAGGGAUGAGUUGAUGGAGAUCGUUUCGCGAUUACGGGCUGUAACACAAGGAUUCCCUGCUUCCGAGUUGUCACUCAAACGGAAUAAUUUGGGUCAACUAGGUUUUCACGUUCAACCAGAUGGCGUUGUCACCCAAGUUGAGAGCAUGGGACUUGCUUGGCAGGCUGGACUCAGGCAAGGAUCAAGGCUGGUCGAGAUAUGCAAAGUUGCAGUUUCAACCCUGAGUCACGAUCAAAUGGUUGAUCUUUUGAAAACCAGCGCGCAGGUUACAGUCACUGUGGUGCCACCAAUGCCUGACGGCAACCCACGAAGAGGGUGCACUUUGCAAAACUGUCAAUACUUGUCAAAUAACUACGAAGGUGAUUACGAGAAUGUCACAAAUCCUGACAGCACUCCGACGCAACAGACUGCUAUGUCACACCAGAGACGCUACGACAGAUCUUUCAGUCCACCACGGUCAAGUAACAGCUCUGGAUAUGGUACAGGUUCCAGUUCGAGAUCUUUCAAUGAUCCAAGAUUUCCUCUUGAAGGCACCAUGACAAGCAGCAGCAGUGGGCACAGCAGCGCCGACGAUAGAUGGUAUGAACUCCUGGAGCCACAAGAACAUGAUACCAAUUUACGCGUGGACGGAACGCCUCCGCCGCUUCCAGCUAGACAAAACUAUCAAGUAUUAACGGGGAACAAAAACGGACCCACUCAAAAAAAGGAAAAGGAACAUGGUCACUAUACGACGACAAAACAGAUGGUCGAAAGUACCAGCAGUAGUGCGAAGUACCACAACCAUGAACAUUAUUCAAAAGAGAGUAAUUAUAUGUCACAAAGAGCUUUGGAAAAUAGUAGACAUGAAAAUUAUCAGAGAAUUGAAAACAUGCAACGUAGUCAAGAACCUACGUCAAACUACGUCAAGCUUCAGAAAGAAAAAUACGAAAUUAAACAAGAAAACGUUUACGCGUCUCAUAGAGAUUUGCAUAAAAAUGAAAACCACGGUCAUCAGAAAUUAACAGUUUCGAAUUCAUUACCACUAGCUCAAAACGCUACUUACAGUUUACCAAAAUCCGGAAGCAAUAAUAAUCUGGUGAGAUUUAGUGAUUACGAACAAUCAACGCCUGACAAAGGGAACGUCAAGUAUGAACAGGGCCUGAAAGCGAAUGAAAGAAACUCGAAAUUUGAUAUAUAUGAUGUGAAAAUUAAUGACAGGAAUGGAAAAUGUGAACAUCACGAUAAUAAAACUAAUGAUAAGCGGAUUUACAAUUACGAGUUCGAAGAAGUACAUUCUGAACUCAGGAAAAGCAAGUACGAAACUGAGGUUGUUCAGAGUGACACAAAGUACGGUAUAGACCAUCAACAUCAUGGCAAGAAAGCAGAACAAAUUGAUAUCAACAGAGAUAUAAUAAGAUACGAGAUUCCACAUGAGUUUAAAGUCGGUGAGAAGGUGACUUGCUUAAAAACCAGUAUCUCAGAGAGGCCAGUGCCUCACAAAGUUGAAUACAGACAAAAAGACAUUACUUCUAGUUUACCUCCGGAUACGAGAAUGACUGACGGGAAUUCAACUGAUAUUUCGACACUUCCGAGUGAAGACGAGUUGUCAAAUGGUUCCGGAAACGUAUCGCCCAGAUUGCGUAGAGCUAAUCGACAUCGAGGUGGAAAUUUAACGCCGUCAAGUGGUAGUUCUAGAAAUCAGAGCCCGAGGCCAAAACCUGGAGCUAGAAAUUCACACAGGAAUUCAGCCAAUUUAUCGUCUAGUACACUGCAAGAGGAUUUAAUGAAGUUGAUAAACCCUGACUACAUUGCUGAUGAUAUGCAGCUAUCAAAUAAUCCUAUUCCAAAUAACAAUGUACCUACUAUUAUAUCGAACAAUCAAAACUCAAACAAAUUGAACAAUAAUAUGAUCGAGAUACAGAAUCGAUGUAGAUCGAGGGAAAAUUUAUGUGGAAACAGCACCUCAACGCUGAGCGUCCUGCCAACAAAUGGACAGGAAAAUGGAAACGUCUCGGAAGUGAUUUUGACGAUGGCCCGGCCUGCUACUGUGAUCUCUAAUGCGAGUACAGCAUCUAGCCCUGCACCGAGUGAAAACAAAUUAUCCAAAGAGGAGAGAUUAUCUCCACGUGUCACAAAGUCCCCUCAUACCACGUCAAAGCCAAUAAGUAAUUUAACCGUGGCACGAGAUUCAAAGUCGCAGAUUGAAGGAGAGAUAGAUUGGCCCAGUCUCAUGGACUCCGCGAAUAGAACUAUAAAACAAUUAGGCCAGGACUGGUCGGAAGAAAGAGUCAUCGAUGGAGGUACAACUGUCUCGGGAAACGUUUGCGACCUGCAAUCUCAUUUAUCGACUUUAGAAUUGCGAGUGGCAAGAGAAACAAGGCGUCGUCUUUCUUUGGAGGAUGAAGUGCGUCGCCUUCGAGAUGAAAAUCGCCGAUUGCAAGACGAAAGCCAUGCGGCUGCUCAGCAACUGCGUCGGUUCACAGAAUGGUUCUUCCAAACAAUUGAUCAUCAAUAAAUAUAUUAUUUUCUGUAGUUGAUAUCUUAUCUAAAGUAGAUGUGAACUAUGUGUAGAGUAGAGAAAUAAUAUGAGUAACACGAUACCCUGUCAAUAUAUAAUUAUGUAGAAUGGAACCAUCCCUCAUAUUAUAUUAAGAAGUAUAUAAUCCAGUUCAACUGGAAUAUAAUUAAUUGUCCAGAGAUUAACGUCAAUACUAAGAAUCUGUGGAAAUACAAAAGACUAAAGACUGAUAUAAGCAGAAUAGAAUACAAUGCCUGAGAAUGUUAAGCGAUUGUAAAUUGAAUCUAAUCAUGCAUCUUGCAUCGCCUGAAAUGACCUACAAAUCAAACUGGUGCUUCAUUGAUUACAAAAACAAUAGUAUUCUAACUCGCAACUCAUUUCUAAAUUACAAUUUCAGUUCUUAAACUUCUUUUCUGAUCACCUUCUAACAACGUUCUGUAGAACCGUAUCAUAAAGAUCAAUGUUACAUCGCACCAUUCCAAUCUUGAGACUUGUAACCGUACCAUUUUCAGGUGGCUCCUUUCUACGUGAUGUUCGUUUCCUUUGGAUCUGUUAUUUACGAGUGACACGUUGAUUUUCAAUAAAUGAUAUAUGUAUAGUAGAUAAAUUUUCAAAAACAGUUACAGGUGAGUCAUUCAAGUAUUGCACACUGUUUCGAGAACUAUGUGCAAACCGCACGCAGCAUUCUAAUCAAGCAAUUUCAUUAGCUGUAAUUAUUUGUAACUUAUUUUAGUAAUAACGUGUAAAUACAGUAUUAAGGACAGAAUUUAAAGUUUAAAUAUAAAACACCAAUCGACAUAUGUAAUUUGACUUACAACGCAAACUCGAGGUAAACUAAUUUUUAAGAAUUGAUUUAUAAGUUUUAUGACAAAAGCACUUUGAAAAUACUCCCUCACGUUAAAUCCCUUUAAACAAUUAUCGGUAAACGCAUUUUUAAUGCUACAAUUAUCGCUGAAAAUAUAAUUACCGACGCACUGAUAACAUAAACGUUUUUUUUUUGGGAUAAUUCAACUGUCUCUCUAAGUGCGAUAUGUUCUCUUUUUUAUUAUUUUUGCGCGACACAAUUAUUGGUAAGAAUAUGUUAUAGUCAUUUUUUUCAAUUAGCUAAACAAUAAUACUAUCAUAAUUAUAGGAGUUGAUUCAAAAUGGUAUCAAUCCUACAUGUUCGUGUAGGUACGUAGAUUAAAAAUCGUAUCACCAAACUUUUUCUGUAACACAGAUCAUUCUAUCAUAAGAAAGGAAGCUUAGGACUCACGAGGAUUAGUCAUAUCGCCACAUUACAAAAAUCAUUUGGUAUUACAAUAGAGUAAAACCAAUUACAAUGUGACUGAAUAGCCAUAAGCGAUCUUGACUUUUAUUUUAUUUAUUUGUAACUGCGUUAACUAAGAAAAAGCUAUAAUUUUUCAAAGUAAAAACCUCAAAUAUAAUAUAAAUUAUAAGUUACCAACGCACCGUACUUCUUUGACGGUUUAUAUGCACUGAAUUAAACUGAUACUGAUAUGUAAUUUCGUUUGUCUAAUCUUUGAAAGAAAUGAUUAUUAUUCUUUGUAUUAGACUUUGAUUUCGUUUAUGAUAAUUAUUACCCACUAUCACUAAAUUCUGUGCACCUAAAUAGAUGGGUUUGGUUGAAUCGAAUGAAUUACUAUUCGUAAGCUUUUGACGUUAAAAGCGAUCAAUGACCAAAUAUUACUGUUAGAUUAAGAAUUACCCUAAUUAAUAUUGUAAUUUAUUUAAAUCUUUUAUAUUAUAAUCAAUCCUUGUUCUAGUUAUAGACUCAUCAUUUUUAUGUCACAAAAAAUUGCUUUUUCUGGACAUUCCUCGUGCCUACAAAUAAUAAUUAUAGUAAUAAUAAUGAUAAUAAUAUAUAUUCAACAUCGAUUCGUAUUAUUUUCUUUACCGCUUACUGAAAUAGACAAGACAUCAUUUGUUAAAAUUGUGUAAAUGAUACAAUAAAUGUAUAAUGUAUCCUCUA